This is a messenger RNA of Dacryopinax primogenitus, 1743 nucleotides long. RefSeq lists its product as uncharacterized. Lineage: Eukaryota; Fungi; Basidiomycota; Dacrymycetes; Dacrymycetales; Dacrymycetaceae. Gene Ontology annotation, biological process: carbohydrate metabolic process; peptide modification. The transcript has 5 exons. Bases 196 to 1743 code for a protein of 515 amino acids. The record is from RefSeq and is a predicted model, not a curated record. Gene Ontology annotation, cellular component: plasma membrane.
GUGGUCUGGCCGCUUUGAGCUUGUAUGCUGUCUAUCGGAUCUACGGGGUUUCCAAUAAGGUGGAACCAGAUGCCAACACGUGAUUACGCCUAAGGGACCUUUAAUGAGCUGGCAAUCCCUUUCCCACGCGUCUAACACCGCAUUCUAGAUCUACAACGACCUUGUGUCCUAACUUUUGUGUGUCACUUCUCUCGGAUGGCAACAGAUCCAAGCUUCUAUCUUCAAAACAACUUGAAUCCAUCAUAUGAUGCAGAUAUCAUUGAAAAGACUCGAACGACGCUAGGAGCCGCGAUCGCAUUCUCGGUUGAUGAGAUCGAGAAGCACCUUGAUAGUCCUGAUGAGCCCACAAUCCCGAGGAUAUACAGCAGUCAGGUUGGAGAGGCGGUUGGAUUGUUGAGGCUUUAUGCACAGGCUGGACGACUCGGACUGCCAGACGUUCUCAAAGAUCGUCUUCCGGCGCUAAUCAAGAAGUUCAUCGGACCCUGUUUCACGGACAAGAACCCGGAAUUUUUCGAGGCGUCGUCCAAGAAUCCCGAUGUUCGGAGGAAAGUGCUCAACUUCGGGAAAUGCGGCAUGAUGACAUCUCUUCCCGGUCCGGCAUUCCUCGAGAUAUCCCGACAGCUUCUUAUCCCCGAGACUGCGGACGAUGACGAUGAUAUGUACGAAAUAGCGCUUGGUGUUCUGCAGAACGGGUUUGCCGCGUGCUUUGAAGCGAGCAAUGAACAGGAUCUGCAAGGCGAUAUGGUUGAGCUUAUGUGGAGCACGGCUGGGUUUCUGUAUGGCGUCAUCGGAAUGCGGGCAAUGCUGGACGGCAUGCAAACUACCGAUCCUGGAAAAAUAGCCAAGGCGAAGGAUUCGCGCCUGCUAGAUAUCGUGUCCAACGAGAGCAUUGGCCGGCUUGUGACGGAGAUCAUACAUACCGGAGUACACGGAUCGGGACGCUUUCGCGAACAAUUCGGGCAUGCCCCCCCAGUCAUGUGGCGAGAUUUCCGACGGUCCUAUGCGUUGGGUGGUAUACACGGUGUGGCUGGUGUACUGCUCAUUCUGCUUCAAGUUCCCAACGCGAUUAUAUACCCUUACCUGAAUGGGCAUAUUCUCCCAACGCUCGAUUGGCUACUUGCACAACAAAGGAAUGGCAAUAUGCCCCGCACAUACCCAACGAAUGCGCCCCAGGCGGGUGGGCCAGCAUGGCAGUGCCAGUUCUGCCAUGGCGCCAUUGGCCCUGCCCUCAUGCUUACGGCGUAUAAACACUUACUUCCAUUCCCAACCGAAGGAUACACCCCAAGGAGCAUUGUAGCGAAGAGGCUAAAUCGUGACAAGUGCUUGGAAGAUUGUUUAGAUUUCAUAUGGAAAGAAGGCCUGCUGCGCAAGGGCAUUUCCGUUUGCCAUGGCAUUACGGGAAACGCUGUGCCUUUUCUCAUACAGGCAGCCUACGACUUGAAGGAGGGAAAGACAGAAAGCUUAUCGCUUGGCCGUGCGUUGGCUUUGUUGCGGUAUGCGAGCGGGCUCCCUCCCAUCAACAUGCCGCAAUCUGAGCAGUCUCUGACAUUGCCAGAUGGCCAGCCCAUCUUCGGUCCGCUUGAACACCCAACUUAUCUUUUCCAGGGCAUCGCGGGCGCAAUGUGCGUGUGGGCGGACGCGCUGGUUCUGCUCAACAACCAACUUGAAGGGGCUGAAAAUGUGACGACGGGUAUAGUUGGCUUUCCCCUGGCCGGUGGUCUUGGCAUUCGUUUGCCCUUGUGA